CAAAGCUCCAGGCAGAGAGCGAGCGGUCGGCCAUACGAGCAUGACCCCGAGAAGGGCUUCACCAUGGACAUUAUGAUGAUGAUGGACAUGGAGAAGGUGAGCACGCUGCGCAACGAGUUCCUGCGGAAGGUGAAGGGUCUGUCCAUCGCCGAGUUCGUCUACGUCAUGAUGCGCUUCGUGCAGAGCAGCGCCCACACCGACGAGAACUCGCGGCUGCACGAUCUAUCCGAGUCUCAACUUGUCGCCAACCUGUGCGAGCUCUUCGCUCAGAUCGACAUCAAUGGCGACGGCUCGAUGGAGUGGGAAGAGUUCACCUCGUUCAUUGUGGACACGGGGCUCACUGUCAAGAGCCACCAGCCCAACUCCAUUCAGCAGUAUCACCACGUGCAGUGGGAAGACGCUUCCAAGCACAGCACGUUCAUCGACCACAUCUACUAUUUCCCGUCGAACGAUCUCGUGGCUCUGGUGGAAAGCUGCAGUCCGUAUUUCAAAAUCUACAACGUCAACUGCGAGCUCAUCCGCACUAUAAAGUCCCCCGAAGGAUUCGUGCAGUGCGCGGAACAUUUGCCCAAGCUGCCUACCCUCGAGUCAUUAGCUUCCGCCAGCAUGGACCGAACGAUUCGACUAUGGGACGUACACACUGGGAAGCACAAGCAGCAACUCGACGGACAUGCAAAAGGUGUGCGGUCACUUGCAUACUCGCCGGAGUACCGUUUUUUGGUGUCCGCAGGUUUUGAUUUUGAUGCUCUCGUUCUGUGUGGCGUAGAAAUCAUCCCGGACACACCGCAAAUUAUCACAGCUGACGUCGACGGGGUGUUUAAGGUCUGGGAUAUCCGCAACUUUGCGUGCAUGCAAACUUUCACGGCCGAGAAUAUGGGGGAUGUCAAGAAUAUUUUGGUCAAGUUCGACUACGAGAAGCUGGAGAAUCCCGAGCUUACUGACGACCACCCCGUUUUCAUUGCGCUGUAUAAUCCGACUUCUCUUUCGUUCAUCACUGCCGCCGGAAGGGAUGUCAAAGUCUGGGAUGCUCGCGUUGGGAAGCUGAUUCGAGUGUACAGGAAUCUGAGCUCGACGGACCUGACAACGCUGUGUCUCGAUUUUCGAGAGCGGAAGUUCAUCAUUGGAGACCACGCAGGUGGCAACAUUCAGGUCUUCGACUACCUCAACGGGUCCCACAUGAAGUCGUUCGCAUACCCAGAGCUGGGCAAUCGUGCGCACAAUGCUGAAGUAACCAAGCUGUGUUACUGCGCUGAGCACAUGGCGGUUAUCAGCGUGUCGUGGGAUUGCUCCAUCAACAUUCACGACGAAAGAGACUCGGAGCGCGGUGUGCUGCUUCGCAGGUUGAUCGGCGGGCACUCGACGGACAUCACAGCGCUCAGCUUCUCGUAUCACCUGUCUCUCCUGGCGUCGGGGUCAUCCGAUUGCUCCCUGCAAGUUUGGGACUACGAGUUCGGGCGUCUCGAUGCUACGUGCAUUGGUCACGUGAGCGGGCUGUUGUGCCUUCACUUCUUGGACCCUUUCCCGCUGCUCCUGUCUAGCGACAGCACCGGCAACCUCUGCUUUUGGGCAAUGCGUCCGUCAGCCCGAUAUAAAGGCAAGUGCGUAUUUCGCUUCCGGAACCAGCACAAUCUCUUGGGAACGGCCUCGGUCAAUUGCAUUGACACGCACUCGACCCGGCGCAGUGUACCGUCGUCCAGUGCACACGCGUACUCGAACAGUGGAGACGAUCGCUACGCUGACCCGUUGGACUUCACGUCCUUCCUGAUAAUCACAGGCGAUGACAAGGGCUUUCUGAGCGUCUGGAACGUCUUGCCACUGCUCAUGCUUCUGGCGAACAACUUCGAUCUCAAGCCGUUGGCCAAACCGGUCGAGUGCGCCAAUGCACAGCGGAACCUGCGCGUGGACGCCGCCAGUAUGGUGCGCAAGGCUCGCAACACACCGGAGUGGGCAGCCUACGCCCACCGCGACCCGCUGUCGUCCUUCUUCUUCUCGGCGGGCAUGCCACUCGUUGCCGCCGACGCCGAAGUCGACGAGGAGACCCGAUGCGAAGACGGCGAGAUGCGGCGACUACCUCCAGUAUCACUCGUACGCCGCUGGAAGGCGCACGGCGACGUCGUGUACUCAGUGCAGAUGAUCGAGGAGCCCACGAGCCUCGUGACGUCGUCCUUCGACCGACGCGUGAAGAUCUGGUCUCUCAGCGGCGAGUGUCUGGGCGUGUUGAUGCAGGGCGGACUGGACCCCUCCAGCGGCAGCAACUUGAACCCGACCACCGGACAUCCCGACGUUCCCGUGCAUCGACCAUGGCGCUUCUCCGUGGACUACGACGCCCGCGAGCGCCGCAAGGAGACGGCAGCUGCCCCCGUGGUGGAAGACGUCCACACUCUGCUGCGUCAAGACGAGCGACGGGACCUCAUCGCCGAGCGGCGGCGCACGCAGCUCCUUGCCCAGGCCGCAGCCGCCGAGGCCAGCGUGAUGGAGGAGAUCUCCCGCACGUAUCUGCCGCCGCUGCUGCCCCGUCGAGCCGGCGCCGCUGCCACGGCCAGCGCAGUGGCCGACUCAAUCUCGGCGUCUUCACUCGGGGCCGACGCGGCCUUCGUGGCGCUGCAACCGCUUCGCAAGACGCCGCGCCGCAAGCCCGUGAACGCCUCCACCGCCGGCCGAUCGGCGCUGGUGCCGAGUCCUCGCCAGCUCCGACUGCGCGGCGGCAGCAGCAACAAUAACCUCCGCCUGCCAUCACCGCGGGCGCCAAGCUGA
This is a messenger RNA of Phytophthora sojae, 2754 nucleotides long. RefSeq lists its product as hypothetical. The record is from RefSeq and is a predicted model, not a curated record. Lineage: Eukaryota; Oomycota; Peronosporomycetes; Peronosporales; Peronosporaceae. The annotation marks the transcript as partial. Gene Ontology annotation, cellular component: nucleolus. The transcript has 7 exons. Gene Ontology annotation, molecular function: protein binding; calcium ion binding. Gene Ontology annotation, biological process: ribosomal large subunit assembly.